Messenger RNA from Drosophila novamexicana, 1965 nucleotides. Its product is annotated as DM7 family protein GE17493. The coding region runs from base 34 to 1965 and encodes 643 amino acids. NCBI's taxonomy places the organism in Eukaryota, Metazoa, Arthropoda, Insecta, Diptera, Drosophilidae. The record is from RefSeq and is a predicted model, not a curated record. The transcript has 3 exons.
UUGGCAAAAUUUCGCCAACUGUCAACUGUAAAUAUGCACAAAGUGCAUCAAUUUGUGCAGCUCAAUCAAAACAUGAAUGCCUCCUCGACAGCAGCUGCAGCUGCGCAGGAGCCCAACUGCAAUAAGGCCGUGCUAUUGGGCAUUGCGACGGGUCCAGGCAAAAAGAAGGUUAAAAAGUGCCGCAAUGCUGUGCCUGAAUUCGUGACCAACAGGAAGCCGCGUUAUUUGCCAAAUUUAAGCGAGCUGGUCUUGAGCAAGGGCUACAUCGACGUGGACUCGUUUGUGCUGGGCAUGCUCUCGCCGGAGCAGCAUGGCCAUGAUGCCACGGCCGCGGCUCAAUUGCAGGAGAUGCACUGCAUCGUGUUCGAGCUGCCGCGCAAUCUGUUUCCACGGCACUCGCCGCUUAACAAGAUCACGUAUUUGCCGCCGCAGCUGCUGCCGGGCGAAUUCGAUGCCGGCGGCGUCUUUCCGCCGGGCGUCCUGGCCCACAAAUACUAUCCGCACGGACUGCUGCAGCCGCAUCACUGCGGACCCACACCUGCGCUGUUUGUGGGCCGACGUCGCGUCGAGCGGCACAGUCUGCACAAGAGCCUGCCGUAUACGUGCGCCGCCUACGUGGGCAUGCCACUGUCCCAGAUCCCGGUGCCGGUGCCCAACUGUGGCCACAACAACAACAGCAACAGCAACAACAACAGCAACAACAACAGCAACAACAAUAGCAACAACAACAGCAACAGCAAUGCCCAGCUGCAUCCCGAUCUCAGUGUCGGCUACAUUAUCGCGCAUGCCGAUUCGCUGGCCAAGGUGGAUCGCUUUGCCCAUCAGCAGACCCAAUAUCGGAUAUAUGUGCCCGAUCUGAGCACGGUUCCGAUGAUGGUGCACUUUAAGACCAAGCUGUGCAUGACCGUGCUCUCGGAUGUGGUGCAUCCGCACGAGUCUGAGGUGGCGUUUGCCGUUAUGCGCGAGAAGGCGACCAAAUUUAAGCUGCCGCAGGAGUACUUCUCCAUGGAGACCUGCUCGAUUAAACGUGCUCCGGUAUUCUUGCCGCAGCGCUUUCUGCCGCCCGGCUUCGAGGCGGGCUGUGUCUUUGGGCCCGGCACCUUGCCGGAGAGCCUGUUUGAGGGCCUGCUGAAGGAUGCGCCGCCCCAGAUGCAGCGCAACGUGGCCAUUAUGCCGCCAGUAUUCAUUGGCAUGUGGAAGGAGCAGGUGACGCCGUCGGUGUUCAUCUUUCCGCAGCAGAGUUUUAUGGUGAACAUGGCACCAGCUUCAGCUACACCAAUCCAAGCGUCGCCGGCUCAGUUGUCUGUGCUCGACGAGAUCAAGAUGGCGCGCCAGGAGCUGAAGCCGUUGCCCAAGCUUUUUGAGCUUGAGCAGAAGCUCAAUUUUCCUGAACGUCAAAUGCAAAAGCGGCAAAGGGGUGGGAAGCAAACAGACGAAGAGGAAGAGGACGAGGAGGAGAAUCUGGACGAGGAACUUGAGCACAAUGAGCCAUCCGACGACAAUGAAGACGACCGUUCGACAACGCCAUUCUACGAGGACUGCGGCGAGGACGAUCGCGACACAACGCCAUUCGACGGCUGCGCCGAGGAGAUCGGCGCCAAGGCAUUGGAAAAACCAUUGGAGGAGCCAAUGAAAAGCCGCAGCAAUAUGGGUCUGUGGUUCUUCACACUGCGCGGCCAGCCAGAGGACAUUGUCGAUAUGCUCAGGAAACUGGAGAACGCCGGCAUCAAGCUGGCCUCCAACUAUGUGAAUCAGCAUGUUAUACGCCGUGCCCAGGUGCAAUGGCUCGAUCUGAUGCUGCGCCGCGACGAGAUACGCGCCCAAAUGGCAUCGACGGGCAUGCCGCGCGCCCGUAAACCGAAUCCAAGUCCGAUGCCAAGCCCAACGAAUCCGAGCCAGGAACGCUCCGCGGAGCGCAAGAGGCGCGGCAAGAAGUGCGCCGAAUGCGGUUUGCAUUGUAAUUAG